This is a messenger RNA of Parasteatoda tepidariorum (common house spider), 1812 nucleotides long. NCBI's taxonomy places the organism in Eukaryota, Metazoa, Arthropoda, Arachnida, Araneae, Theridiidae. The record is from RefSeq and is a predicted model, not a curated record.
GAGGUUAUAAACAUGUAUUUCGCGCGUGAUUAUUUUUUAAAUAAAUAUAGAACAAGUUUAAAAGAAAAAAAGAAUAACUCUUUCUUUCCGAACUCAUAGCGACUUGGAAUGCUUCAGAAUAUUUUCUCCUCUUGCCCAACAAAAAAUUUUCUUAUCCUUUUCCUUUCUAUAGAUUCCAAUUUUUCAAGGUCAUAACCUUCUUUGAUAAAUCUAAGUGGGAGGGAAGAAAAGAGGGAAUAGGGGGUAUUGGUUCCCUCAAGGUGAACUGAUGUAAAAAGGUGUUAUUAGUAUCAUCAUCUUCGUAUACCUGGGGUUGUUGUAUAUCGAAGCAGGGGAAAUGAUAAAAAAAUGGGUUGUUUUUGAUCAGUAAUACGGGAACCAGUUUGAUAUUUUUUUUUUAUCUAGUUUUUGUUUCUCAUUAUCGUUUUAAGAAUAUAAAAACUGUUAUUUUUUCCAGCUUCUAGUGUUACCCCCAGCGUUAUGAUAGCGAAGGAACGAAAAAGCUGCUGAUCGAAAAAGGAGGCAUCGAUAUGUUUUUGUUUACAUUGUUGAUCGGUGGCUUAACAUUGCUGAUUUGGCUUUUAUGGUCCUUUUGGCGACAGGAAAGAAGAAAUCAAUACCUUGACGCGAAAGAACGAGCGAUUUUUAUUAGUGGUUGUGAUACUGGCAUUGGUCAUCGUUUGGCAAUUUAUUUCGCGGAUUUAGGAUGCAAAGUCUACGCCGGUUGUUUGGAUCCCGAAAAAGCUAAGGGUUCGCUUCCAGAUAGCGUCCACAUCGUUCCUUUAGACAUCACUAAUGACGAAAGCGUGCGGAAUGCAGUGGAAUUAGUUACAGACUCUCUGAAGCAGAAUGAUCAAGAUUUAUGGGCUCUGAUCAACAAUGCUGGAGUUUGUAUUUUUGGACUGUUUGAAUGGCAGACAUGGAAGCAAUGCGAAACUCAAAUCCAAGUUAAUGUCUUGGGAACCAUGCGCCUAACUAAAGCGUUCAUACCUCUGUUGAGAAAAACAAAAGGGCGAAUAAUCACCAUGACCAGCGUCAACGGCUUCCUUGCUUACCCUAGUCUGAGCGUAUACAGUGCCAGCAAAUUUGCCCUGGAAGGACUAAACAACGCUCUCCGGGUUGAACUCUAUGAUCAGUAUGGCAUCAGGGUAAUUAUAGUGCAACCUGGUGAUUAUGCCAAACUGACAUCCAUCAUGUCACGCCACGAGCAACAUGCCAACGAAAUGUGGGAAAACAUGUCGCCGGAAGACCAAAACAGUUGUGGUGACUUUUUUCACAAGUACCAUCGCCAAGCUAUAAAAAAAUCUGGUCUCACUAGCCCGAUUUCUUUCGAAGGCUGCCAUUUACUGCUGGACAUGCAAGAAGCUGUAUUAAGUGUGGAUCCAAGGAACAAGUAUUUAUCUACUUCUUUUCACCUUAGGAUGAUUUACAGCUUUUUAGCUCUCUUGCCAUCUUUCGUUAUUGACUUCUUAUUCAGUAAGAUUACGAACAAAAUCUUGAACUCUUGAAUUGUCUGUUAUGUAAGAUGUUCUGAAAGCAUAUACACAGUAUUUAGGCACCAUUUUGACUUUUUUACACAGGUACCAUCAGCAAGCAAUAAAAAAAGUCUGGUCUCACUAGCCUAACUUUUUUUGAAGGCUGUCAUUUACUAAGGGACAUGCAAGAAUCUGUAUUAAGCAUGGAUCCCAGGGACACAUAUUUGUAUACUGCUUUUCUCCUUAGGAUGAAACCCUAGUGAUUUAAGAGUCUCAUCGACAAAACGAUUAUUGAAAAAAAUUCAAUUUUUUUCACAUUAAAUAUUAUCAAUAUAAA